AUGAGCUCGCACAACUCGGUGUCAUGGGGCUUUUGCAUAACGGCCCGAAAAGAAGCUUUGCUGAAGGAAGUUCAGAAUAAGUGUGUUGAACAAUCGGGCGGAAGACUCAAUGAAAACAACGUCAUCAUAGUCACAGGGGACAUUGAUGAAGAAGGAACUUGUGCAGCUAUUGCUCAGCAAACAAUCAAACAUUUGGGUCGAAUUGACAUUUUAGUCAACAAUGCGGGCACCAUUGGUGGAGGUCUCCAACAGAACACUCCAAUCUCUCAGUUUGACUUUUUGAUGAAAACCAACCUGCGUUCUCCUGUAGUUUUGACACAGUUAUGCAUUCCCCAUCUCCGCAAAACGAAAGGAACAGUUGUGAAUGUGUCAUCAAUCGCAGGAGUUAGAUCUUUUUCUUAUGCAAGUAAUUAUUGCAUUUUAAAAGCUGCUCUAGAUAUGUUCACAAAAUGUCUGGCUCUGGAAAUGGCGCCAGAUGGUGUUAGAGUGAACUCAGUCAAUCCUGGAGUUAUAGAUACACCGAUAUUUGAUAAACUCGGAAUAUUCGGCAAACGACGUGAGAAGUACAUGGAGGAACGAAGAAAAUCUCAUCCAUUGGGAAGAAACGGAACUGUAGAUGAUGUUUCAGAAUCAAUUUGCUUCUUAGCCAGUUCGAGGGCUAGCUUUAUGACUGGCAACACGACCAUGGUAGAUGGUGGUCGAACUUGCGUUUGCCCCCGCUGAGUUAUUUGAUCUAACGCAACAAUGCGCGCUGAUGUUAUUCUUUAAAUUUUUAAUCACAAUUUUAUCAGAGAUGCUUCAAUCUCAUUUCAUAAAUAAUUGCUUUUCACAGAGAGUAAUUUUUCCAAAAUCAUAACUUUUUAUA
This is a messenger RNA of Symsagittifera roscoffensis, 865 nucleotides long. Its product is annotated as 17-beta-hydroxysteroid dehydrogenase 14-like. The coding region runs from base 1 to 723 and encodes 240 amino acids. The record is from RefSeq and is a predicted model, not a curated record. Lineage: Eukaryota; Metazoa; Xenacoelomorpha; Acoela; Convolutidae. The transcript is spliced from 3 exons.